AUGUUAAAUAUCUUCAGUAAAAUUUUUACAGCGUUCUUCGCCGUUUACGUGUUCGGUACCACCGCAGUACCAAUAUUUCCACCUUCCAGGAUGUACCUAAUCCUCCUCAGUUGUCUCUUAAAUUGUGCAGACUCCAUCUACUACGUCGGAGUAGGCCGGGCUGACUGUACCGGCCCUCCCACAGAAGUCAAUUUGAUGGGUUUCGCCGAGAUAACUCAAAUUGCAUGUGGGCUGCAUUUGCGACAAUUCGUACGAGCGUUCGUGGUCAAUGAUGGUACCACCAGCAUGAUUUUUGUCAAUAUCGACGCCCAUUCGACGAGUGACGGCGUCCGACAAGAAGUACUGGUGCGACUAAAUCGACUCUACAAUGGUACCUACAACGAGCAAAACGUCAUCAUUAGUAGUACCCACACUCACUCGACCCCUGGAGGUCACCACAAAUACUUCUUAUACGACAUUUCAGUGAAAGGAUUUUCGCAACAAUACUUCGACUAUCUCGUCGAUGCAAUCACCAAGGCAAUCACGAAAGCGCACAACGCCAUCACCGAAAGUAGGAUUUUUCUAAACGUGGGGGUGGUACCCAACGCCAACAUUAAUCGAAGUCCGGCUGCGUACUUAAUGAACCCUGAAGCCGAACGAUCAAGGUAUCGCUACAACGUGGACAAGGAAAUCACCCAACUCAAGUUCGUGCGGGUUUCUGAUGAUAAACCCAUCGGUACUAUCAAUUGGUUUGCCGUCCAUCCAAACACAAUGAACUCGACGAAUUGUCUAGUGAGUUCCGACAAUCUGGGGUACGCUUCGGUUUUGUUGGAAAGCCACUUCAACGGAGACGUACUAACAAAGGAGGGUUUUGUGGGGGCUUUCGCUUCCACUAACAUAGGCGACGUUUCCCCAAAUACCAAAGGACCGAUUUGUGUCGACACUGGUAACAAGUGCGACUUUGUUACUAGUACCUGCGACGGCGACGCAGCGACUUGCAUCGCGUCAGGUCCGGGAAAAAACAUGUUCGAAAGUACUAGAAUCAUAGCUGAACGAAUUUACAACAAGAGUCUAGCGCUUUUGCAAAAUGGUGGUACCGAAUUGUCUGGACCUGUCAGAUCGAUUCACCAAUACAUCGACAUGACCAAAGCGAAAGUCGAGGUACUUUCCAACGGCACUAAGAAGCUAGUACGGGGUUGCAGCCCAGCUAUGGGUUACAACUUCGCGGCUGGUACCACCGACGGCCCUGGUAUAUCUAGUGCGGCGCAAGGUACCGGCUCCAAAAAUUUUCUAUUGACGAUAGGGAGAGAUUUGCUUUCCGUACCAACCAAAGACGACGUAAAGUGUCACCACCCUAAAAAAAUUCUUAUCAACAGCGGAAAGGCGACUUUUCCGUACGAGUGGCAACCUAAAGUCGUUCCAACGCAAGUAGCGACCAUUGGGUUUUUUGUCGUGGUGGCAGUACCUGGUGAGUUCACCACGAUGUCGGGACGACGAAUGAGAGAGGCGGUGCGACAAGUCGUGGGAAAAAGCGACACGAAGGUGGUAGUUUCGGGUCUUGCGAAUGUCUACACAAGCUAUGUGGCGACUCCUGACGAGUACCAACUGCAGCGGUACGAAGCUGCGUCAACUAUCUAUGGACCCUACACCCUUGAUAUUUAUAUUAAUCAGUACAAGAAAUUGGUUUCAAAAAUGAUGAACAACGAAACGGUUGAUUCUGGUCCACGUCCUGCUAAAUUUCCACCGGUACUUGUGUCUCUUGUGGAACCACCAAGCUUCGAUGGUUCCGGGUUGCGCAAAUUUGGAGAGUGCUUGAAGCAACCACGGUCCAAAGUUUCCAAAGGGGAUACAGUAGUGACCAAAUUCGUUUCAGGAAAUCCGCGCCACAAUCCUCUGCACGGUGACACUUUUUUUGUGGUGGAAGUAAAAGUAGGCGAUGGUUGGACUGUGGUAGCUACUGAUGCCAACUGGGAGACUAGGUUGUACUGGGAGAGAACUAACGUGGUCACGAGGCAAUCUGAAAGUACUAUCGAGUGGAUGGUUGGGGAAAAAGUACAAGAAGGAGAGUACCGGAUAAGGUGGAAGGGUCACUACAAAACCGUGCUAGCACAAAUCGAGUACUACGAAGGUGGUACUAGAAGUUUUAUUGUACAAUAA
Zophobas morio is the source of this 2136-nucleotide messenger RNA. RefSeq names its product neutral ceramidase-like. The transcript has 10 exons. The coding region runs from base 1 to 2136 and encodes 711 amino acids. Gene Ontology annotation, biological process: long-chain fatty acid biosynthetic process; sphingosine biosynthetic process; ceramide catabolic process. Gene Ontology annotation, cellular component: extracellular region. The record is from RefSeq and is a predicted model, not a curated record. Lineage: Eukaryota; Metazoa; Arthropoda; Insecta; Coleoptera; Tenebrionidae. Gene Ontology annotation, molecular function: N-acylsphingosine amidohydrolase activity.